Suillus paluster is the source of this 1512-nucleotide messenger RNA. Its product is annotated as autophagy protein Apg17-domain-containing protein. Gene Ontology annotation, cellular component: phagophore assembly site; Atg1/ULK1 kinase complex. Gene Ontology annotation, biological process: autophagy of peroxisome; autophagy of mitochondrion; piecemeal microautophagy of the nucleus. The record is from RefSeq and is a predicted model, not a curated record. Bases 1 to 1512 code for a protein of 503 amino acids. The transcript has 8 exons. Lineage: Eukaryota; Fungi; Basidiomycota; Agaricomycetes; Boletales; Suillaceae. Gene Ontology annotation, molecular function: molecular adaptor activity; protein kinase activator activity.
AUGGCCUCCCCACCACCGGGACAGCCCCAUCUCGUUUCUCUAGUUCUACAGUCCAAGAAAGCUCUUCAACACGGCGAACAACUUUGUUCCAAGGUCAAUAGUCUUUCAAACGCGUCUGCACAAUGUUCGGUAGACGUGCUUGCACUGGACGCGAAGGUUAAGUGGAUCACCGAAGCCGUCCUUGAGCAGCUCAAGCUUGCAGCGAAUGUUGCUAAGAGUAUCGAGCACAAACGCGCCCAGCUGGACAAGCAAGUUAAGGCAUGGGACGCUGUACGAUCGCAACGUACUGAAGCCCUCGACAAUAUUCUUGAAUCUCUCGGGGCACAGCUAGUACCCCCUGGUUUCCACCAGACCUCCUCUGGUUCUUCCCUGUUCGGAAGCCAGCACUCCAUUGAUGGCAAGAAUGGCAAUGAAAUGUUCAAUGCACAGCAGAGCCCUUCCGCUACUGUGCGGGAUAACUCAUUCGACCGCCACGGCAAGAACGCAGACCGGACUAAGUGGAAGACUCUGCGUGACUUCGUGGACGAGGGUGCUAUUGAAAAUGUGCUGGAUACACUAGAGAGCGAUAGAACAAGGCUAGAUGAUAUUAUGGCUUCAACGUAUGAUUACCCAGAAACACUCUCAGCUGCUAUCUCAUCCAUCCGCGAGUCUCUCCCAUCGUCUAGUGACGUGCCUUCAAUAGAGGACAUAUUGAAUGCACAGCAGCAGCCUUCGGAGCUUAUGGCACGCCACCUCAGUAGUCUUACUUCCCACUAUGAGCAGAUGGCGGACGCGUUGAAAGAAAGCGAAGCUGGAGAGAUAUUCGGCGAGGAGGACUUGCAAGACAUGAACCGUGAUACCGAAGAGCUACCUUCUAUCAUGGCUGAGCUAGAAGAACAAGCAUUCUCGAUCGAGGGCGCUCACCAACAACUAGUCACAGCAAAGACAGCUGCCCAAGAACGAUUAACCGCACAAUCCAUGACUCUCAAUGACCUCGACGAGCUAGGUGAAAUUAUGUCUGACAUGUUACAGAAGCAACAAGAUGUCGAGAAUGCGUGCCAAGAACUCCUCGACGGGCUCCAGCAGCAACUUCUUGUCGUCGAAGACCUUCAUCACCGUUUUAUCCAGUACCAAACGUCAUUCAAGAAACUCCUUGUUGAGAUCGGGAGGAGAAGACAGUACAGAGAAGCAGCAGAGAAGAUUGUAGAAGGGAUGAUAUCGCAGCUGAGGGCAAUGACUGAAGGUCAGCUUUACUCCUUUCAUUCCGAUCGCUUCCUGAGAAUAGUUACUGAGGGAGUGAUAAUGUUUUCAGAAGAACGACAGGUAAGAGAAGAUUUCAAUGCAGAGCAUGGGUUGCAUAUCCCAGAAGACAUCUGCUUGUGCAUCGAGAAUCCACCAACGAGAUGGGAGGUUGUGCCUCGGGAAGGUGAUAUGCGGGAAAGCCUGCCUGAGGUAGAAAGUGAUCUCCUGGCGCAGGCAAAGGAGAAGCUAGCCGCGGUAGAUGUGUCAUCAGCGGGCGCUGAAAGCGUAUAA